AUGCCAGGGGUCCAGCAGCGCCUCACAGGGGGCUUCUCCCUGCAGGAGGCUCCAGCCUUCUCAGCUGAGGUCUGCAGGCACCAGGUUUCCACGGGCACCACUGAGAUGCUGGAAGGCAGAGAUGGCCGACAGCGCCCACCCGCCCACACGGCCGGGGUGGCCACGCAGGCCCGGAAGACAGGUGGCUGUCUGGUCCUGCGGCGCGGCCGGUAUCCGGCAACACUCAGCCGGAGUGAGGACGACGCCGGCGUGGACGGGGAGGAUGCUGGCCCUCAGCGCCACGUCGCGGAGGGCACCUCCGAGGAGCCGGGGGAGUCCCGCGUGGGCGCAGCUGCCCAGAGGGGGACAAUCCUUACCCUUUACAGAAUGUGCUGGGAUGGGGGAAAAGAGGAGGCGGGAGCUCCAAACCCCUCCAACACUGUCAGAGGGCCGAGUCCACGACCCACUCGGAGCCCGCGCCUCACCUCCGCCGUCCACUGGCCUUUCCGAGCCUCCCACCGGCGGCCGUGCGCCCGGGCCCGCCCCCCACCUCCGCCGUCCACGACCCGCCCCGAGUCCCCCAGGCGGCCGUGCGCCCGGGCCCGCCCCCCACCUCCGCCGUCCACGACCCACUCGAGCCCCUUCCCCCGGCGGCCGAGCGCCCGGGCCCGCCCCCCACCUCCGCCGUCCACGACCCACUCGAGCCCCUUCCCCCGGCGGCCGAGCGCCCGGGCCCGCCCCCCACCUCCGCCGUCCACGACCCACUCGAGCCCCUUCCCCCGGCGGCCGUGCGCCCGGGCCCGCCCCCCACCUCCGCCGUCCACGACCCGCCCCGAGUCCCCCAGGCGGCCGUGCGCCCGGGCCCGCCCCCCACCUCCGCCGUCCACGACCCACUCGAGCCCCUUCCCCCGGCGGCCGUGCGCCCGGGCCCGCCCCCCACCUCCGCCGUCCACGACCCGCCCCGAGUCCCCCAGGCGGCCGUGCGCCCGGGCCCGCCCCCCACCUCCGCCGUCCACGACCCACCCCGAGCCCCUUCCCCCGGCGGCCGUGCGCCCGGGCCCGCCCCUCACCUCCGCCGUCCACGACCCACCCCGAGUCCCCCCGGCGGCCGUGCGCCCGGGCCCGCCCCCCACCUCCGCCGUCCACGACCCGCCCCGAGUCCCCCAGGCGGCCGUGCGCCCGGGCCCGCCCCCCACCUCCGCCGUCCACGACCCACUCGAGCCCCUUCCCCCGGCGGCCGAGCGCCCGGGCCCGCCCCCCACCUCCGCCGUCCACGACCCACUCGAGCCCCUUCCCCCGGCGGCCGUGCGCCCGGGCCCGCCCCCCACCUCCGCCGUCCACGACCCGCCCCGAGUCCCCCAGGCGGCCGUGCGCCCGGGCCCGCCCCCCACCUCCGCCGUCCACGACCCACUCGAGCCCCUUCCCCCGGCGGCCGUGCGCCCGGGCCCGCCCCCCACCUCCGCCGUCCGCGACCCGCCCCGAGUCCCCCAGGCGGCCGUGCGCCCGGGCCCGCCCCCCACCUCCGCCGUCCACGACCCACCCCGAGCCCCUUCCCCCGGCGGCCGUGCGCCCGGGCCCGCCCCUCACCUCCGCCGUCCACGACCCACCCCGAGUCCCCCCGGCGGCCGUGCGCCCGGGCCCGCCCCCCACCUCCGCCGUCCACGACCCGCCCCGAGUCCCCCAGGCGGCCGUGCGCCCGGGCCCGCCCCCCACCUCCGCCGUCCACGACCCGCCCCGAGCCCCUUCCCCCGGCGGCCGUGCGCCCGGGCCCGCCCCUCACCUCCGCCGUCCACGACCCACUCGAGCCCCUUCCCCCGGCGGCCGUGCGCCCGGGCCCGCCCCCCACCUCCGCCGUCCACGACCCGCCCCGAGUCCCCCAGGCGGCCGUGCGCCCGGGCCCGCCCCCCACCUCCGCCGUCCACGACCCACUCGAGCCCCUUCCCCCGGCGGCCGUGCGCCCGGGCCCGCCCCCCACCUCCGCCGUCCACGACCCGCCCCGAGUCCCCCCGGCGGCCGUGCGCCCGGGCCCGCCCCCCACCUCCGCCGUCCACGACCCACCCCGAGCCCCUUCCCCCGGCGGCCGUGCGCCCGGGCCCGCCCCUCACCUCCGCCGUCCACGACCCACCCCGAGUCCCCCCGGCGGCCGUGCGCCCGGGCCCGCCCCCCACCUCCGCCGUCCACGACCCGCCCCGAGUCCCCCAGGCGGCCGUGCGCCCGGGCCCGCCCCCCACCUCCGCCGUCCACGACCCACCCCGAGCCCCUUCCCCCGGCGGCCGUAACAGACACGUGCAGCGGGCCAAAGUGGCGGAAGGUUCUCUCCCUGGCCAGGGAACGUGGCUGGGCUGA
Messenger RNA from Mirounga angustirostris (Northern elephant seal), 2325 nucleotides. RefSeq names its product basic proline-rich protein-like. NCBI's taxonomy places the organism in Eukaryota, Metazoa, Chordata, Mammalia, Carnivora, Phocidae. Bases 1 to 2325 code for a protein of 774 amino acids. The record is from RefSeq and is a predicted model, not a curated record. The transcript is spliced from 5 exons.